AUGUUUUUACAAGUGGAAGCUUCAUCAAUAGCAUCAACACAGUUACAAAAUCAGCAUCGACAACCUUAUCGAUCUUCAUCAUUUCACGAUAUAAUAUCAUCAUUACAAGUAUCAUCUCAGCAAACACGAUAUACUAAUUCAAAUGAUAAUGAACAUCGUCUUGCGAUUUGGCAAAAAGAAUUUGAUAGAAAAAUUGAACAAAUGAAUGAAAUAAAGGCUACGGAUUUAAAUAAAUUAAAACUUUACUAUGAAACAAAAUUACGUGAAUUAGAAGAUAAUAAUAAACACUUAGAAAUUAUUUCAGGUCAGAUAAAUGAAGAAAAUAAACGUUUAAAAAUCGAAGUUGAACAUGAAAAGGAACAAAAUAAAAUAGAACAAACAGCAUUACAACAACAUUUAAAAGAAUUUAAAAGUACUCUAGAAAGAAAAAUUCAUGAAAUAAAAAUAAUUCAUGCUAAUGACAAACAAGAAAUUAAACAACAACAUUCAAGAUUAUAUCAAGAUUUAUUAGAUGAAACAAAUCAACGUUUAAAAAAAAUGGAAAAUAAUUAUAAAUAUGAACAAUUAACAAAUGAAACAGUUAUUGAUGAAAUGGAAAAACGAAUGGUAGAUUUACGUUCUAACGUUCAGCAUCUUCAACAGUUCAAACAAAAAUUUGAAGAUGAAAAAAUUCAACUAAUUAAAACUAAUGAACAAUUACAAUUACAGGUUCAAGAAUUAACAAAUAAACAGCGUCAUAUUGAUCGUGAUCAUACUGAUAAAAUUCAACGUUAUGAAAAUGAAUUAAAAUCUGUUCAUCUUCGUUGUGAAUCAAGUAUUGAUUAUUUACGUAAAGAAAAUGAUAUAUUAAAAAGUAAAUCAACGAAAACAAUAGAUGAUUUAGAAAAAAAAUUAUCAAAUAUAAAAGAACAAUUUCAUCAUGUAGAAAAAUCAUUUGAACAAAAAUUAAAUGAACAACGAAUAAUCUAUCAUAAUAAUAUAAAACAAUAUGAAGAUGAUUAUGAAAAACGACUUCAAUUACUAAAACAAGAAUUAAAAGAACAAAAUAAUAAAUUUCUUUUAUCUGUUCAACAUAAUGAACACAUACAAAAUGAAUUACGACAACAGAAACAUCAAACUAAAAUUGAUUUUGAAAAUCAAAUUCAAGAAAUGAAUGAAAAAACACGUGAAAAUGAACAAAUAUUAAUCAAUAAAUUGAAACGUGAAUAUGAUCAAGCUAAUCAACAAGAUCAAGAAAAAUUACGUGAAACUUUUAAUAAAGAAAUUGAACAAAUCAAACGUCAAUACGAACAAAUAAUUGAAAAAAAAGAAGAAAAAAUAAAGAAUGAUUUACAAAAAUUUAAUCAAUUAUCUGUUGAAACAAAACGUACACAUGAAAUUGAAAAACAACAGAUUAUCAAUGAAUAUGAACAAUUUAUUCAAAAACUUGAAAAGAAUUAUACAUACAAAGCUGAUGAAUAUGAAAAACGUAUUGAAGUAUUAAUUUCUAAAACACAUGAACAAUUAAAAUCAAUGGAAGAUGAAUUUGAAGUACGUCAUGCUAAUCAACAAUUAAUUAUUAGUGAUCAACAAAAAAUUAUUCAAGCUUAUAAAGAUGAAGAAAAUCAAACAAAAAUUUUGUAUGAAAAACAUUGUAAAGUUUUAAGUGAACAAUCUAUACGUGAAAAAAAUGAAAUUAAAGCCCAAUUUGAUAUAUGUAUGAAAAAUUUAGAAAAAAAUUUCAAUAUAUUAGCAUCAAAAAAAGAACAACUUGAAUGUAAAUUAUCAUUUUUAAAAGAACAACAUAAACAUGAAAUGAUCGAAUGUCGUCUAUCAUAUGAAAAUACAAUUAAAGGUCUUCUAUCAAAUGAAGUUCGUCUUGAUUUAGAAAAUACAAUACAUUCAUUAAAACAACAAGUUAUUUAUUUACAACAACGGACAGCUUUUCUUCAACAAGAACUUGAACAAUAUAUACAAAUCUAUGGUCAUAAACUAUCAUUAUCUCAAUGA
Molecule: messenger RNA, 1989 nt
Organism: Rotaria sp. Silwood1
Lineage: Eukaryota; Metazoa; Rotifera; Eurotatoria; Philodinida; Philodinidae
Source: the annotation of a GenBank genome assembly